Effrenium voratum is the source of this 1175-nucleotide messenger RNA. Lineage: Eukaryota; Dinophyceae; Suessiales; Symbiodiniaceae. The record is from the annotation of a GenBank genome assembly.
GGCAUCUCAUGGCGAGAUAGAGAAGCUGUCUGACCGUGGCACUCUUGGCGGGAAGCCCAAUGCUCAAUUUGUCCGGGCGGACAGUUGUUCAAUCCAGUAGGCUGCUUGUUUUUUGGUGAAUGAAGGCACCGAAGGCACCUCGUUGCAUCUAACGCAAUGGUGGCAGUUUUUGCUCAAGAGUUGCUGGUCUCUGGCGGACGUGCGCGAUGUUCGGCUACAUUGGCAUGGGACCUAUGGGCCUUGGUCCAGUCUCGGGUGGCAUCCCAGUGCUGAUUGAGGAUCCGUGGGACGACGUGCCUUUGGUCCUCGAGGUUCCGGUGGGUGUCAUUGGCCCCGGCCUAGCACUCCACGCAGCGCUCCACCCAGCACUCCACCCAGCGCUCCACCCACUGGGAGCCUCAUUGGGCUCAGCCUUGGGCCCAGAGAGGAUUGUGAGCGUGGGACGCGAUCGGACCUUGGAGCUGUACCAUGAGACAGACUCACAGGCAGCCGAGCGCAUCUUGAGGUCGCAGCAGAUGUUGCGUGGCGAGAGUGGCAUGGCAGGCGGUGGCAUCUACUUUGCUGAGAGCCCAUCCGAAGCACGGCAGAAGGCCCACCGCCACGGGGUCAUGCUCAAGGCCGACGUGCGCGUGGGCCGGAGCAAGGAGGUUCAUGGCACCAUCAGCACCUGUUGCAGCCGCUUGCAAGAUGAGGGCUAUGACUCGGUGAAAAUCCUGGGGUGUCGAACCGGCCCGGAGCACGUGGUCUACAACUGCGGUCAGGUCUCCAACAUCCGGCAGCUCUGAGAUGCAGCUCAAAUCUGAUAGCUGUGAUGAGAAUGUGUUGAUGCUCAGCUUCCAGGCCAUGGUGUUUGGUUUUCACCCGAGUGGCGGAUUUGCCGCGAGACUGGACUGUGGCGAUGUGCCACAGGGUCUUUGUGUACAGUGUACAGCAAAUGUAAAGCGCAGGCAGUUCCCAGGCACUUGGCAAGUCUCAGGCCCCCAACGCAGGGGGAGUUUUCGAGACAUGACCUGAUGCGUGCUGCCCACUGUGGCAGCCGUGGCGACUGCCAACGGCUUCUCGUGUUUUGCUGCGGUGCUGAGCCACAGCUAGCCAACGUCCGGCAGCUCUGAGACGCAGCUCAAAUCUGAUAGCUGUGCGUAGCCCUGGAAGCUGAGCUUAAGCAUGGGUGGAAU